Molecule: messenger RNA, 8193 nt
Organism: Dryobates pubescens (Downy woodpecker)
Lineage: Eukaryota; Metazoa; Chordata; Aves; Piciformes; Picidae
Gene: CEP290
Product: centrosomal protein 290
Exons: 55
Coding region: 229-7590 (2453 amino acids)
Biological process (GO): camera-type eye development; kidney development
Source: RefSeq, a predicted model, not a curated record
CAUAGGGCUGGGAGAGCCGGGCCGGCGCCGUGGGUCCUUUCGUGCCGCGGGAGGCCUGGCUUUCCCCGCUCCCACCGGGGUCGUCGGGAGCGGAGCCGGUGGGAGAGUUUGAUGGCGUCGCCUAGCAGCGGCCGGCGCCGUCCGCGGGCAGCGGUGCUGCAUUGACUUUCAAACGUAUGGGACAUCAAUGUGGCCCAGAGCAACCAGAUAAUAAACUGUAAGCUCAACAUGGCACCCAUUUUAGAUUGGAAGAGACUUAUGAAGGUUGAUCCAGAUGCUCUGCCUAACCAAGAGAAGCUAGCAGAAAAACUGCUGGAGACCAUGUCCAAGGUGGAUGGAAAAGACUUAAAGAUGGAAACUCCAGAACAGCUAAUACAGCUGUUCAAAAUUACUCAGUCACUGCUGAAGAUGAAAGCUGAAGAGGUAGAGUUGGCACUAGAAGAAGUUGAAAAAGCUGGGGAAGAACAGGCCAAAUGUGAAAAUCAGUUUAAAACAAAACUGAUGAAGCUUGAAAAUGAACUGAAGGUGGCACAGAGAUCUGCUGGUGGUCGUGACACUCGUUUUCUGCGUGAUGAGAUCCACCAGCUGGAAAAGCAACUGGAACAAAAAGAGAGACAAUUAACCGACACAGAAAAAGAACUGGAGAAAGAGAAGAAAGUGAAUGAACAGCUUGCUCUUCGGAAUGAGGAUGCUGAAAAUGAAAACAUCAAAUUAAGGAGGGAGAACGAGCAGCUGCGCCAGGAUGUGGCUGACUAUCAGAGGGAAAUAGAUUCCCAGAAAGAGGCAAUUCUGGCACGAAGAGGAGAGGAUUCUGAUUACAGAUCACAGCUGUCCAAAAAGAACUUUGAGCUUGCCCAGUAUCUGGAUGAAAUUCAGAAUUUGACUGAAGCUAAUGAGAAGCUGGACAUCCAGAACCAGGAAAUGAGGAAGAAUCUGGAGGAAUCGGUGCAAGAAAUGGAGAAGAUGACUGAUGAAUACAACAAAAUGAAACUCAUUGUGCAGCAGUCUGACAUGGUUAUGGACCAGUUAAGAAAAGAGAAAGAGCAAUACAAAUUUCAGGUUCAGGAGCUUUCAGAUGAGCUGAAGGCAAGGAAUGAGGAAGAUGAUCCACUCAUGGCAGCUGUGAAUGAAAAAGUUGAAGAGUGGAAGAAAAUCUUAGCUGCAAAAGAUGAUGAACUGCUAGAGUAUCAGCAAAUGGUGUUGAACUUGAAAGAGAAAAUGAAAAUGGCCCAACUUGAUGUAGACAGAAACAGUAUCAUGGCCCUUCAGCAGGGUGUGCAAGACAGAGAUGCUCAGAUCAGGUUGCUCACUGAGCAGGUUGAACAGUACACCAGAGAAAUGGAGCAAAGUGCAUUUGUGAUGGAGGGGUUAAAAAAUGAUCUCCAGAAAGAUAAAGGUCACUCAUCUCUUGCUCAGCAGAAUCAUAUUGAGGACAUGCAAGAAAAACUGAAAAUGCUAGAAGAGAGGACGAAGGAGGCUGAGAAAUCAGCAGAGUUAGCUGAAGCAGAUGCUAGAGAAAAGGAUAAAGAGCUUGUUGAGACCCUGAAGCGAAUGAGAGACUACGAACAGGGAAUAUAUGGUUUGGAAGAGGCUGUUGCUGAAAUAAAAGCUUUAAAAAGGCAAAUCAAAGUACAAGAUCAUGAGAUUGAAACAUUGAUUCAGGAAGUCAAUAAACUUGAACUUAAAAUAAAUGAUUUGCUUGAUGAAAAUGAAGAACUCAGGGAGCGUUUAGGUCUUGAGCCAAAGACCAUGAUUGAUUUAAAUGAAUUCAGGAACAGCAAAACACUGAAGCAGCAGCAAUACAGAGCUGAAAACCAGGUUCUUCUGCAAGAGAUUGAGAGGCUGGAAGAGGAAAGAAUUGAACUGAAAAAACAGGUUCGGAAGUUGGCUCAGGAGAAAGGGAGGAAAGUUGCAACAACAGGAUUGAGUGGUGUGGGUGUGCAGCUGCCUGAUGGCUUGACUGAAGAGGAGGAAAGGGAUAAGAAGUUGGAUUUCAUGCACAGACAUGAUAUUGCUGAAUUAAAAGCAAAGAAUGAAGAUCUUGCAAGUGAAUUAAGUGUGAGAGAGAGAGAUUUGGAGAAGAACAGGAUUGACAUGGCCAAACUGCAAUCUAAAUUGAAAGAGCUGUCAGAAGAGAACAAACACCUGGAGCAAGGAAUGAAAGAAAUACUGCAAGCUGUGAAGGAAGUGCAGAAGGAUCCUGGUGUGAAGGGAGGAGAGACAGCAUUAGUAAUCCCCACCCUGGAUCGUUUGGUUAAUGCCAUGGAAUCCAGGAAUUCAGAGGGGGUGUGUGAUGUGGGAGUGCACUUGAAAGCUCAGGUCGACCAACUUACAGGACGAAAUGCAGAGCUGAGGCAAGAGCUGAAAGAGGCUCAGAAGGAGGCCGCAAAUUCCUCUAACCAGCUGGCAAGUGCAAAUGAAAAGAUUAAACAACUGACCCAUGAAAUAAGCUCCUUACGUCGGGCAGAAGGUGCCAGUGCUGUCUGCCAAACAGUGACUCUCCCAGAGGGAAUGGCUCCUUCAAGUCUGAAUGUCAUCAAUUCUCUGAAUGAAUAUCUAAUCCAUCUUGUACAGGAACUGGAAAAUAAAGAGCAGUUACUGCAGCAAUUUGAAGAGGCAGUAGAAGGCUACAAGAGAAAAUUUGCAGUGCUUCGUCAUCAGCAAGGCUUGCUGUAUAAAGAAUAUCAAAGUCACAAGGAAAGCUGGCAGAAGGAAUCAGAAAAGCUGCAAGAGGAAAAGAAAAAGCUAGAAGAGCAAAAAGAACAGGAUGCUACCAAACUAAAGGCAUAUUCUAAUUUACUCAGUGCACUUCAGCUGGAUCCUGAUGAAACAAAGAAAGCCCUGGCAGAAACUAACAGGAAGAUCACUGUUCUACAAGUUAAUGAGAGGUCCCUGACCAGGAGGUACACCACUGUGCUUGAAGCAGAAAGGCAUCUCAGGAAGGAAAAUGAGAAACUCAAGGCUGAGAUAACCCAAAUGGAGGCUGCAGUUAUGGGCAGGAUUGGGAACCUGCAGCGAUUCAAGGAAAUGGCCAGCUUCAAGAUUGCAGCUCUGCAAAAAGCUUUGGAUGGCAGUGUCCCCCUGUCUGAGCUGGAGCUGGCUAAUAAGCAGUACAAUGCCCUAACUGCCAAAUACAGAGACAUGCUGCAAAAGGACAACUUGCUGGUCCAAAGGACAACGAAUAUGGAUCACAUGGAGCGUGAGAACGAGUCCUUGAGGUCGCAGAUGAACUCAUUGAGUAAGGAGCUGGAGAUCACAAAGGAGAAGCUUCACACUGUGGAACAGGCUUGGGAGCAGAUGGCUAAACUGGGGGGUGACAAUGCCAUGGACAAGGCCACGAAAGCAAUAACCAACAGCGAGAUUUUGUCCAUAUCAAAGAAGAUCACAAUGCUGGAAAUGAAGGAGCUGAACGAAAGGCAGAGAGCAGAACACUCCCAGCGCAUGUAUGAGCACCUGGGCAAGACUCUGAAGCAGCUGGAGGAACGUAAUCUUGACUUGGAAACCAAGUUUGCUGAGCUCACCAAAAUCAACCUGGAGGCACAGAAAGUGGAACAGGAAUUGAGAGAUGAACUGUCCAAGAGUGUGAGUAAGGCAGUGAGUGAUGCAGACAAGCAAAAAAUCAUGGAGCUGGAGAAGCAUGAGAUGGAGCUCAAGGUUGAAGUGUCAAAGUUAAGAGAACUCUCUGAUAUAGCCAAAAUGCAAGUGGAAGCUCUGGAGGCACGCCAGCAGCACAGAGAUAAGGAAGUGGAAUCUCUUAGAAUGCAAAUUUUGGACUACCAGGCACAGUCUGAUGAAAGAGCAACGACUGCAAAACUGCAUCAACAUAUCCUAGCCCUGCAAGGUAGUGAAUCUGUUGCUGCAGGCAAAGUGGGGACACUCCAACUGAAACUCCAGAAGAUGGAGAUCCAGAACCUGCGUUUAGAGCAGAAGCUUGAUGAGAGGGAGCAAGCCUUGUACUUUGCCAGGCUGGAAGGAAGGAACAGGGCCAAAUAUCUGCAGCAGACGGUUCAGGCUCUGAGGCGACAGUUCAGCGGCGCUUUGCCUUUAGCGCAGCAAGAGAAGUUCUCUAAAACAAUGAUUCAGCUGCAGAAUGACAAGCUGAAGGUGCUGGAGGAAGUUCAGCAGGCCCAAGAGGAGCGAAGGAACGCAGAAAACAGAGCACUGGAGCUGGAGUUAAAACUGAAAGGCUUGGAAGAAUUAGUCAGUGCACUGAAGGACACCAGAGGAGCUCAAAAGGUGAUUGAGUGGCAUAUGAAGAUGGAGGAACUCCAUCUGCAGGAGCUUAAACUCAACCGAGAGGUAGUCAAGCAGAAGGAAGAGGUGAAGUACUUGCAUAACAUCAUCUCUGAAUAUGAGAGUACAAUCAAUAAUCUGGAAGAAGAAAUUGUGCAGCAGAACAAGUUCCACGAAGAAAGGCAGCUGGCUUGGGACCAGAGGGAGGUGGAACUCCAGCGCCAGCUAGAUCUGCAUGAGCAGCAGCAGCAUGAAAUGCUGAGCACGGCUCUGAAGUUAGAAGAGGCCACAGGAUCAGUUCCAGACCCUGCUUUGCCACUCUCCCAACAGCUUGAGUUGGCUUUAAGAAAGAUUCAAGAACAGACUCGAACAAUCCUGGAAACCAGGGCAGCCUGCAGAUCACUGGAAGAGAAACUGAGAGAGAAGGAAGCUGCUCUGUGGAAGGCUGAGCAGAAUGUUUUGUCCAGAGACAAAGUCAUAAAUGAACUAAGGCUUCGAAUACCUGCAGCAGCAGAGAGAGAGCAAAUGCUGGCUGAGCUGGGGAAACCAGAAGAUGAUUCAGAGUACCAUCAGGCCAUGAGGAGUGCUCAUCAAGUCAUUGCAAGCCUGCAAGCAAGAUUAAAUCACAAGGAUGAAGUGUUAAAGAAAUACCAAUGUAUGCUUGCUAAAGCAAGAGAGGAACAAGAGGAACUAACAAAGAAGCAUGAGGAAGAACUCAGUGCUCUCUACCAGAAGUUACAUUCACAUGCUGACAAUUCCUUUCAUAAAUUCAAAGAGGAGUUAGCACAAAAGACUUCUUUAGCACUUUCCAACAGCCACCAUCUCCUGCGUUUAGCUGAGAUGGAGCAGACUGUAGCAGAACAGGACAGUGCUCUUGCUUCCCUUGUUGAGAAACUGAAGAAAACCUCAGCUGAUUUGGAGAAGCAAAAAGAAAUCACUGUCAUGAAAAGCAAAGAGUUUGAGAUCAUCAAAGCCCGUCUUCAGCAAAAGCAUGCAGCUGAUGUGGAACAACUGAAAGAAGAAGCAAAUGAAUUGAGGAAUGUGUUGUCUCAGGUGGAGAAGGAAUUGGCAAAUGCAAAAGCUGAACUAGAGGUCCAAAAAGAAGCAAACAACAGAGCACCCACAACAACACUGAAGAACCUGGUGGAACAGCUGAAGAGCCAGUUGGCCAUAAAAGAGAAGCAGCAGAAGGCUUUGAGCAGAGCCAUUCUGGAGCUCCGGGCAGAGAUGACUGCUAAUGCAGAACAGCAGAUCAUCGCUGCUGCCUCACAGAAACAGGCACAGAUCACUGUCCAGGAGCUUGUUGACAGACAAACCAAGGGGCUUCUGACACAGAUAGAGGAGUUGAAUAACCAGAUCACACAGCUGACAGAUAACCUGAAAACAAGUAAAAUCAGGGAAAGUUCAUUGUCUGAUGAAAAGGAUGAGCUGAGCCAAGAACUUCAGAGGAAACAAAAAGCAUUGGCUAAAAUGUUGGGAGAAAAGAACGAAAUGGACAAAGAAAACAAAGAACUGAAGAAACAGAUCAGGAGGCUCAACAACAGCAUUCAGAGCAAGGCUGAGGAACAAAACCUCAUAGAUGGGCUUCAAAAAAAAGUCAAAAAGUUGGAGAGUGAACUGGAGAAGUGUGAAGAAACAGGAAAAAAAGGUGUAAGAGAAGAUAAGACCUCCAAAGAGGAAAUAAUUCGAUGGGAAGAAGGUAAAAAAUGGCAAACCAGAAUGGAAGGCUUGAGGAACAAGCUAAAGGAAAAGGAGAAAGAUGCAGAUGCUUUAGCCAAGCAGCUGAAUACACUGAAGGAAAUUUAUACCAAGACUGAGAGAGAGAAAGUUGCUCUGCAGAAGAAGCUGAAAGCUACUGGUGUCACUGUGGACCGUGUGGUUGGAGUCAGAGCCUCAGAGACUGAAAAGGAGCUGGAAGAGCUGAGGAGACGGAACCUGGAGCUAGAAAAUGAAGUUGCUCACAUGAGAACCCAGCAGGCAAUCCCCAGAGAUUCUGUUGUGGAAGAGCUGCACUUCAAAAACCAGUACCUGCAGGAGAAGCUUCAUGUGUUAGAAAGACAACGCUCAAGAGAGACCUAUUCCAGGCCCUCGACAUCAGGAAUAGCCUCAGAUGAUCAGUGCAGAAGAGAACAAGAGCUGCUCAAGGAAAACUUGAGGUUGUCAACUGAAAACGUUGAGCUGAGGUUCCAGCUAGAACAGGCCAAUAAAGAUUUGCCAAGGUUAAAGGACCAAGUAGGUGACUUAAAAGAAAUGUGUGAGCUUCUCAAAAAGGAGAAGGCAGAAGCUGAACGAAAGCUGGGCAACAUUAGAGGGGCUGGUAGAAGUGGAAAGACAAUCCCAGAAUUGGAAAAAACAGUUGGCUUGAUGAAAAAGGUUGUAGAGAAAGUUCAGAGAGAAAAUGAAGAGCUGAAAAAAACUCCAGCUGUGGUUUCUCAUGAGAAAUUACUUGGUCUUGAACAGGAAAAUGAGAGGCUAAAGUCUGAGCUGGAGAAAAUGAAACUGGACCUGGGGGAGCAGCUGAGUGUGAGGCAUGAGCUGAAAACCAAAGGCAUGGAGAAAGUCAUAGCUGAAAACGAGAGGCUGCGGAAAGAGCUGAAGAAGGAAGCUGACAAUGGAGAGAAGCUCCGAAUAGCAAAGAGUAACCUGGAGAUCUUAAAUGAGAAGCUCACAGAGCAACUGGAGGAAACCCUGCAGAGGCUACAUUUGGCUGAGAGGCAACUUGAUGGAGCUGACAGCAAAAACUGGAAGUCCAUUGUCACCAGCAGGAUGCAGGAAACAAAAAUGAAGGAAAUGGAAGUGGAUAUUGCUAAAAAAACUCAAAGCAUUGCUGACCUUAAAAGGCUGCUUCAGGAAACGACCAAACGUGUGCACGACACUGACAAAACCUUAGAAGGCCUUAAAAAGGAGCUUGAGCUUCUCAAACACCUUCCAGAAGAUGCAAGCACAGAGCAAAGCCUGAUCAAGAAGCUUCAGCUUUUAAGAUUAACUAAUCAUCAGUUACAGAAAGAGAAAGCAGAGCUGGCUCAGCAGCUGGAGGAGCAGAAGCACCACACAGACACAGAUGCAAAUAUUCCACAAAAUGAGAAGUUAGUGACAAAAGUAGCUGAGCUCCAGACCCUCUUGAAAGCCUCAGAGUUGGAAAACCAGCAACUAAAGGAAGAAACAACAAAGCUGAGAAAAGAACUGGACAGCUUUGCCCCUUCUUUUUUUGAAGAAAUUGAAGAUCUGAAGUACAACUACAAUGAGGAGAUAAAAAAAAACAUUCUCUUAGAAGAGAGGUUAAAGAAACUUUCUGAGGAGCUUAGCAUUCAAGUGGAUAGCCCAGGCAGUACUUCUGCUGAUCAGGCAAGUGUGUAGGGGCCUCAGGACUGAGAGGGAGAAGGAAUUCUGGAGCAGGUCCAUUUUUGGUUUGGUUGGGUUUAUCUUCAAGUGAUACAAACCUGUUAAAGCCACAACAGUUUGGCACCUCCCUAAGAGUGCAGAAUUGCAUUAGCCCUCCCCACCCCCCAGAUUAGGGGCAGGAUUUGCAGACAGCAGGCUGGAUAGAAGUGACUUUUCCCUCUCCCAGCUCCCUAUCUUAAUUCAGAACAGUCAUUUGGGUCACAGACAGGUGUCAGGUGAAGUUGAAACUUGGAGUUGAGCACAUUUUUAAGAGUUUUAGGAUAGGUAUGGUGAGUUCCAGAUCAGUUAAGAAUAUGUAAUUCAGUCUUGCUUCGUGCUGGGGCUCUGGGUCAGGCUGCUGGCUGGCUGGCCCCACACCCCUGCUUACUUUUACCUCAACUUUUGAAGCUCUAAAAUCAAAGAACUGCAAAAAACCAAAAGAACCUCAACCAGGUGAGAUUCUUUCAGCCAAACUAAUGGCAUUCUGGUGUAGAUAAAUGAUUCUUUGUUGUAUAUACUGUAUAUAGCUGGCUGUACACUUUCACAGCACAGAUCAAGUAAAAGACCACACAAACAACC